Molecule: messenger RNA, 1745 nt
Organism: Lycium barbarum (goji berry)
Lineage: Eukaryota; Viridiplantae; Streptophyta; Magnoliopsida; Solanales; Solanaceae
Product: homogentisate geranylgeranyltransferase-like
Exons: 12
Coding region: 108-1274 (388 amino acids)
Cellular component (GO): membrane
Molecular function (GO): prenyltransferase activity
Source: RefSeq, a predicted model, not a curated record
UAUAUAUAUAUGGAGGACUCUCCAAUGUUUUUCUUAAAUUAAUGUCAGUGAUAGGUGUGUGGAUUUGUGCUUUGUUUGUACGUAGAUUAGAUUUACGGGUGUAAAGAAUGCUCCAUUUACGUGCCUGUUCCUUCCAAUUUCCGUCCGUCACAAAUGGACUUGAAGGGGCAUCAGAACAAGCGGAAAAUGCCAGGAUUAUUCCCCAAUGGAAGUUGCCGUUUCCAAAAAUUGUAAGCUCAAUUGACAGGAUAAACUCAAAGAAGAAUACGAAUACGAGGGAUAAAAUAUUCAAAAGGCAUAAAGUAUCAAAAAGGUACAUAAUUGUAGCCUCAUCAUCUGGACACUCUGACAUUUCUUCGAAUGAUGGUUUCUGGAAGCAACUGAACGCAUUCUAUCAAUUUUCUCGCCCACACACUAUAUUUGGAACAAUUAUGGGGAUCAGUUCAGUCUCUAUUCUACCAACAAAAUCGUUAGCAGAUAUUUCUCCCACAUUUUUUGUGGGACUAUUGAAGGCAUUAAUUCCAUCGCUGUUAAUGAACGUUUAUGUGGUAGGGUUAAAUCAACUCUUUGAUGUGGAAAUAGACAAGGUGAACAAACCAAAUCUACCACUGGCUUCCGGAGAAAUUUCAAUGGAACUAGGCACGGGAAUAGUUAUCACCUCCCUGCUCAUGAGUUUUGGCAUGGGAAUUAGGUUUCAAUCUCCACCAUUAUUAACUGCUCUCAUUGUUAGCUUUCUUCUUGGAAGUGCAUAUUCUAUAGAGUUACCUUUACUUAGAUGGAAAAGAAAUGCAGUCACGGCUGCAAUAUGCAUCAUGGUUGUGAGGGCUAUCGUUGUGCAGUUUGCUUUCUUUGCACACAUACAGAAGUAUGUUCUGGCUAGGCCUAUGCCCUAUACAAGAUCUCUGAUUUUUGCUGUCACUUUUAUGUGCAUCUUCACUGCUGUCAUUGCCCUGUUUAAGGAUAUUCCUGAUGUCGACGGUGAUAGAAAUUUUGGCAUCCAAUCUUUUAGUGUGCGCCUUGGCCAAGAACGAGUGUUUUGGCUAUGUAUCAGCAUGCUUGUAGCUGCAUAUGGAGUUGCUAUGGUGAUUGGAGCUACUACUUCUUCCCUUUCCAAUAGGCUUGUCACUGGUGUGGGGCAUUUUUUACUUGCUUGCUUUCUAUUAUUUCAAGCCCAAUCGGUUGACAUAUCAAGUCGAGUAUCAGUAACUUCUUUUUAUAUGUUUAUAUGGAAGCUUUUCUAUGCGGAGUACCUUCUGAUUCCCUUUGUUCGCUAAGGUGGCUAAUUAAACAUGGUGUAUUGGGGAGAUCAAUAUGAUUUUGAAUGUUUUUCAAUUGCCAUGGAAAUGUAGACUAUUAGCUCAAUUGGAAUGUAAUUUUCCUUAUCAAAUUUGAGGUCUUAAUUGUCCUAAUUUUAAUUUAGUAGGAUUGAAGUGCCAAAAUGAACUUGCUCCUCGUGCUCAUCCUAGUCCAAAAUCCAUUAGCCGAGUUCUUGGACUAUAUCUCCCUUCUUUUGUGUGGCUUUUGUUGUAAUUUAACUAUAAGUGUAUUAUUGAAAGAGGAGCUGAUCGUAUGAAGGAGAAGGUGCAGAAGGGAGAGCAACAGCAGUAAUGGAACAAUUGGAACUCAGUUCUCAUUUCUGUGAUUAAAUGAAUCCUGCCAACUACAUCUCUAUUUAUGCUAACUACUAACAGACUAUAACUUUAAAUAGCUCUAACUAAAUACAUGGUCUCUCUUGAUCUGUCCCU